Melospiza georgiana is the source of this 6769-nucleotide messenger RNA. RefSeq names its product mitogen-activated protein kinase 10 (gene MAPK10). Gene Ontology annotation, biological process: protein phosphorylation; JNK cascade. The record is from RefSeq and is a predicted model, not a curated record. The coding region runs from base 518 to 1957 and encodes 479 amino acids. Gene Ontology annotation, molecular function: ATP binding; JUN kinase activity. Gene Ontology annotation, cellular component: nucleus; cytoplasm. Lineage: Eukaryota; Metazoa; Chordata; Aves; Passeriformes; Passerellidae. The transcript is spliced from 15 exons.
UCUGCCUGUCUCCUCUGGUAGGUUCCACAAUGGUACAGCCAGCAUCACGCUGCACAAUGGUUUCCAGGCAGUGAAAGAGCGUGAUUCAGCAAGCCACUCUUCCCCCCCUCCCCUUUUAUUUCAUUAUUAUCAGACAUUUUGCCUCCCCCUUUUCUGUUCUCUUCUACCCUCUUCCCCAGGCUUUUAUUCAGUUCUUUAAAGGAAAACGGUGAUUUCCCUUGAAACCAACUGCCCAUUUUUUUUUUUCUUUUCCUUUUUUUUCCUUUUUUCCCCCCCUCUCUAUUGUUAUAAAUAGCCCAUUUUUUUCCUCGGCACUGUUUGGAAUGUGAUUUUAAAAUACCACCUAAAGUCGCAGUUUGGGGAAAAGGUUUCUGGACGAGGAGAGUAGCUGGCGAGCAAGGAAUGGGCUAGUAUUAGAAACCUGUACCAACAGCAGGCCAGACUCAAAUAUCAGCUAUGGCAACCCAUGCAUGAAGUUGAUGCCUUUGAACUAUUUCCUAUAGAUGAGACAUAGCACAUGCUGUGCUGUCUUCCACUGGGACAGAGGUGGAACUGGGACAGACCGCGUGUGCUGAGCAGUGCUCCCCAGAUCUGCAGCUCUCCCCAGGAAGACCAGAGAACAAUUGCAAGUGUGUCACCUGGACAAAAUGUAAAACUUCGCUGUCAGACUGUCCUAUCCCUGGUAUUUAUGAGCCGCCAUUUCUUGUAUUAUUUUGGUGAACCUACUCUGGAUGUGAAGAUUGCCUUUUGUCAGGGAUUUGGGAAACAAGUGGAUGUGUCAUAUAUUGCCAAACAUUACAACAUGAGCAAAAGCAAAGUUGACAACCAGUUCUACAGCGUGGAAGUAGGUGACUCGACCUUCACAGUCCUCAAACGCUACCAGAACUUGAAACCUAUUGGCUCUGGGGCUCAGGGAAUAGUUUGUGCUGCAUAUGAUGCCGUCCUUGACAGAAACGUGGCCAUUAAGAAGCUCAGCAGACCGUUUCAGAACCAAACUCAUGCCAAGAGAGCUUACAGGGAGCUGGUCCUCAUGAAGUGUGUGAAUCAUAAAAAUAUUAUAAGUUUAUUAAAUGUCUUCACACCACAGAAAUCUCUGGAGGAGUUCCAGGAUGUCUACCUGGUAAUGGAAUUAAUGGAUGCCAACCUGUGCCAGGUCAUUCAGAUGGAGCUGGACCAUGAGCGAAUGUCUUACCUUCUGUACCAAAUGCUCUGUGGAAUCAAGCAUCUUCACUCUGCAGGGAUUAUUCACAGGGAUUUAAAACCAAGUAACAUUGUAGUAAAAUCUGACUGCACGUUGAAGAUUCUGGAUUUUGGACUGGCCAGGACUGCAGGCACUAGCUUCAUGAUGACCCCCUAUGUGGUGACACGUUACUACAGAGCACCGGAGGUCAUCCUGGGAAUGGGCUACAAGGAGAACGUGGAUAUAUGGUCUGUGGGAUGCAUUAUGGGAGAAAUGGUUCGCCACAAAAUCCUCUUUCCAGGAAGGGACUAUAUUGAUCAGUGGAAUAAAGUUAUUGAGCAGCUGGGAACACCGUGUCCAGAAUUCAUGAAGAAGCUGCAGCCAACAGUACGGAACUACGUCGAGAACAGACCCAAGUACGCUGGCCUCACGUUCCCCAAACUUUUUCCAGACUCUCUCUUCCCAGCAGACUCAGAACACAACAAACUCAAAGCCAGCCAAGCCAGGGACCUCUUAUCAAAGAUGCUGGUCAUUGACCCGGCCAAGAGGAUAUCAGUAGAUGAAGCCUUACAGCAUCCAUACAUUAACGUCUGGUACGACCCAGCAGAGGUGGAGGCGCCUCCUCCUCAGAUAUAUGAUAAACAGCUGGAUGAAAGGGAACAUACAAUCGAGGAAUGGAAAGAACUCAUCUACAAAGAAGUAAUGAAUUCUGAAGAAAAGACUAAAAAUGGCGUAGUAAAAGGACAGCCUUCUCCUUCAGCACAGGUGCAGCAGUGAACAGCAGUGAGAGCCUCCCUCCAUCCUCAUCUGUCAACGACAUCUCAUCCAUGUCCACGGAUCAAACCCUGGCGUCUGACACGGACAGCAGCCUGGAAGCUUCUGCGGGACCCCUCGGUUGUUGCAGGUGACUAGCCGCCUGCCUGCGAAACCCAGCGUUCUUCAGAGGAUGAUGGAACCUAGGAGGAAAAAAUGAUGGGAGCUAAGAGAUGAAAACAAAGAGAAAUAAAACACAGAGAUUUAAGUGAAACAAACAAAGAAACAAACAAACAAACAAAAAAAUCUUUUCAGCCUGCUUCUCCUACAGAGUUAUGUAAUGCAGCUAAGCUCAAGUGUGUAUUUAACUUAUAGUUGCUCUGCUUUGGUCUUCUUCCAGUGAUGCUUACUGGGGGGCAAAAGGAAAAAAGGAACUGAAAAAAUCCUUUUUUUACCCCUCUCCCCACAAGAUGUAAAAUGAAUGGCUGCAAAACCAGCAACCUGCAACUGUCUUUUUCACACUGGCAUGACAAGGUGUGCAGUAGCCACGCUCCACCAUCUGAGUGUGUGUCUGCCUUCACUGUCUGCUCUGCCAUCUGCCCAGUGAGGCAGGCAGGGAUCUCCAUGCAUUUUUUCCUCACACACAUACACACAUGUGCCAACAGAAUCCUGGCAGUGCAUGCAGCUGUGUGCCUGCACAUCUGCACAGGCACUUAGUGUGCACUCCACGACUAUAAAUGGCCCAUUCCAGGGGAACUGCUUAACUACAUAUGGGAUCUUACAGUACAAAUUCUAUCCGUUUGCUCCUUGAUGAGGUUACAUAUGAGGACUUGUGGAAGUGUAAAUAACCACACAGAACUGUGGCUCCCUCAGACACUUGAAGAUGUAGCACCAAAUUUCUGCUGAGAGUUGUAUAUAUAUUUUGAAAUAAUAAUCAGUUUUAUUGAAAGAAGAAGCCACUGAGCUUCAUAGAAAAAAUGCUAGUUUGUGAAUGUUAAGACUUGUUGUUCUGAUUUUUAGAGCAGAUAUGCCAAGAUAAGACUGGGUUAGAAGGAAGCACAUGUAUCUUUGCAAGUUACAGGGAACAAGAGUGAAGGGGUUUUAUGCAUGUCUAAGCCCAGAAAGGUAUCAGUAAGCAGCUUUUUCUGUCAAUGUGAAGUGAGUUAUCAUCUUAGGGCAUAGAUAAGCUCGCUAUUUUGAAGCACAUGUAUGUUUGUAAAUUAGAGGGUAUGACAGGGUUGGGGAAUAAGCAGACUGUGAUCAAAAGGACAUGCACCAACUUGUUUUUAUUUUAUGUCUUGAUCUUUAUUAGGUUAGCUAGAGAAAGGAUAUUUGAAGCUCACUCCCUCUCAGUGUGUGUUUGCAGCUCAGAGGUUGUUUUCCCUUUUCAUCAUUCCCUAGCAGGCACUUCUGCUACUCAGGCAUUCUCUGGGUGCUUUUGGCUCUUCAUUUCCUCAUGACAAAUCAGUGGACUCCCCAGGAAGUUUUAGCAUCUGUGUUGCGCAGAAAAGAACCACAGAGUGCAUGGGUCUAGUUUCCCUACAUUCUAACAGCCAAGUUAUCAAUCAGCUCGUGUGUUGGCCUGGAAGGGUCACAGCCAGGGGUCUUGGGCAGUUUGGACAAGUUCUGAAGAACCCAACAGUGACUGAAUAUCAAAUUGAAUUUGCCAUGUAAUAAAGCAGAGGAUUUCCCGUGGUAAGUAACAGCAAGAAUGACAAAAUUCCACACAAAAUUUCAGAACCGUUGAAUUUUUUUUUUCCAGCCAAAACAGCAAUUGGCAUUUUCCACAGCAAGGUCAUCAUUUAUCUGAGUUGGAAAUUAACCAAACUCCAAGUCAUCUGUCCUUUUACCAAAGUGUGCCAUGUAAACUGAAAUGAGCUAAAUCCUACUCUAAUGCUUUUCCAAGUGCCAGAGAGAGAAACUGUUUAGACUAUGUUAGUGGAUAUUUUAAAUUCACUAACUCUCUAGUAUUCAAAACUCUACCAAAAUAGGGCUGCUCCAUUGGGUGGCUUACAAGCCUGCCAUUCUGUGGUAGAAUAAAAAAAUAGUAUCAAAUCAGAUUUUUUUUGAAGGGAAGAAAGAGAAGGAAAAAACUUCUCUCCAGGGUGAGGAGGAGGGGAGAUGAAAAUGAAGAGGAUAUAAAAUAAAAUCAGACUUGGUAGAUCUGACCUGUAUCAGAAUUGCUAUAAGAAGUGGGGGUCUUUCCCUGGUUAUAUUUUUGGUAGAUUUUUAUCAAAUUGUUUUUGGAGAGUAAAAUUAGGUUGUUAAUGUUCUAAAAACUCAGAGCAGUAAUUUUAAAAGCAAUAAUUUACUACUGCUAAAUAUAUUUAGCAAUAUUCUCUCUUAAGCCAUGAAACAUCAGGUCAUUAUUGAGUGAUGUAACUCUCACUCCAAAGCCAAUGAUCAUAAAAGUAUUGAAAGGUUAACAGCAAAGCUCUGUAGGUAUGUAGGCAAUAACACCAAGGGUGACUUCUUAGCAAUAAUUAAAUAUAUCACCUCCAGAUUUAAUUCACCAUAGAUACAUAUUAAUAAUAUUCAGGUAACUAGUAUCUACUUUACAUUCCUUAGUGUGCACCAUUCGGGUGUGUUAUUUAAGCAAAGCUAAACUAAGUCUCAUUGAGGCAAAACUGCAAAAAUAUCACCAGUGUAGACUGUAGAAACUUGGAGUAAUCCCAGUUCAUUGCCAGUGAUGUUAUGGAGAUGUGGCAUAGGCAACAGCAAAGAAGCCAUUUAGAGUAGAUGGAGACUUGUAGACCUCCCAUGUUUCAUCUCUAGAAGGCAAAUCUGUGCUCUUAGUCUCAUGGUAUAAUUCAGUCCUGUUUGGGUUCAUAUGUGCAGGGUGGAGAAGCAGUCACCAGAGAAGGUGUCCUUAGGUGAGUGCUGAAUGGACUCACAACACAGGAGUUACAUGAUCAGCUUUAUUCCCUGAUUCUGCUAAGCACCAGGGCUUGUUCAAACAUCUCAUGGAGACUGUAGGAUGCUUACAAAAAAUUAACUAGCGUGUGCUUUUGUCCUUUGCUCAGCAGUGAUCGACAUCAGCAUGUGCUUAAGUGCCUUGCUGAAAUGGGGCCUGAAAGAAUUACUGCAUCUCUUUUUGUCCUCAAAUCAGUCUCCUUCAUGAGAAGCUCUGUCUGGGGUAGGAGACAGAGCUGUCCACAUUGGACACUAGAAAAAAAAAGCCAUCAAUGAAGAAAAGCAUUAGUUCUGUAAAGUUCUGGUCCUUGUGUGUCCAAACUGAAGCAGCAGGAAUAGCAUCCUUUGUUUUGCUUUGUGCCAGGAAUUCAGUGCUGUCAGCUGAUACCUUACAAUAACAGAUGUACUCUUGAAUAAAGGAUCAUGGUGAGGAUGUUCUGAGGAUGUUUUAAGGGAAACCACUUUUUUAUUUUCUGAUUCUAGAAGUUUUGAUACCAUCCUCUUAAAGUCUGCUCCCCAUUAUUCCAAAAUUAUAUUCAGCUUGAUAAGGAUAGAUUCUUUCCUUAAUUUUGCCAUUGAUCUUUUAAACCUGCUUGUGCUUAACACGUUACUAAAUGUAGUACUUUGGCAACAAUUUUCACUUAAUUCUCUGAGGUUUGCAGUUGUAAGCAUCACUGCCACCAGUGCAGAAGUGAAGGAAACUGGGAAGCCAAAGAUCUGUGACAGAUGUUCCAAGGUAUUUAGGCACCAUAGGAGGCAAUCAGUGAGCCUGUGCCAGAAGUGGCAUAAUUUACAUCAUCCUGAAUGGCAGCUGGACACCUUGGCAUUUCUGAAAAUAUGCCUUAGAGCCUCUUGGUGUCGUAAGUGCCUCAAUACCCAAGGAAAUUCUGUUCCAAGUGGCUCACCUAAGUCAUGUAUAUAGACAACAGCAGGGUGAGGAGAAUGGCACGAGCAUUAUCUGUCGGUGACUGCUCAGAGCACUAGCUGCAUUGAGAUGGUAGAGAGGAAAACUGCUGCAAAACAUCCCUGCUUUUUUUUUUUCUCAGAUGGAGAAUUUUGGGAUAGUAUGAGGGAAAAAAAAAAGUCAGAACAGUUCUUAAAAGACCGUCCUUCUAUUUUCUUUCUCACUGCUGAGGUUAAACAAGGAUGAGGCAUUGAUUUAUUACAAGUUGAUGUAAGGUUAUGUAUGUUUUCAAUCCAAAAUUUUGGUAAUUUUUGAAAACAGUCUUCAGAUACUGACUUGAUAGCUGCAAUAGUAUUUUGUGAGCUUUGACUGUAUUCCAUUAGAAUAUAUCUUCAGAGAGUUCAGAUAUUUGAGUUGAUCACUGUGAUUUAUGCGAAUUGUAUUGUGGUUGAUGUUCCCCUCUCCCAUCUAGAAUUCCACAGCACAAAGAAAUUCAUGUAUCAUAGCAAGUUUGUAUUACAUAAAACAGAUUGAAAUUCGAGUGCAAAUAUGGCAGUGUGUAAAAAAAAAAAAAAAAAAAAAAACAAAAAACCCAAGCAGCAAAGCUACAGAAAGCCUGAUCAGGUUUUCUAAGCCCUAAUGCACUGAUGGUUUUCCUCUGGAAAUCACCAGUUCCUGCAAAGCAUUGGCUUCUGAAGGUUACACAAGACAGAUGAUCAUGUCACUCUUCCAAAUAUAUAAGCAAUUUGGUUCAUAUACAUUCCUUUAUCUUCAUAGAUAUUGCUUUACUUUCUAAUUCUGGGAUAACAGUACUGAAGAAAUGAGACCUGAUGCAGUGCCUUUUGGGAGUUUCCCAAAGUAGUACUACUUAACUGAUUUGGAUUGUUUUCUAAACUUGUCAGUGAGCACCAGUGAUUUCUUUUCCACCAAUUUAUUUUCUCAUGAAAAACAUGCUAAUAGUAACUUUUAGUACUGCCUGAGAGAGUUACUUUUAGAAAAUCUCCCAAAAAGUGUUUUGA